Molecule: messenger RNA, 1455 nt
Organism: Juglans regia (Persian walnut)
Lineage: Eukaryota; Viridiplantae; Streptophyta; Magnoliopsida; Fagales; Juglandaceae
Exons: 9
Coding region: 208-1134 (308 amino acids)
Source: RefSeq, a predicted model, not a curated record
UAUGGGUUGAUCUCGGAAAGUUAUACGGCUUCGUCUCCCUGCUUCCCCAGCCGUAACUCCCUAAGAACCUGACCGAUUUCACGCUACAAGUCCUAAACCCCAGCCUCGCCCUCCUUCUAACACGCCCGCGCGCAUAUACAAAUAACAAAAGUAGCAGAGUAAUUUCGUCGAGCGCUUGGGUUGCAAGAUUGCGAAAUCCACGUAGUCAUGAAGGGCAAGAAGGCAACGGUUUUGACGUUUGCAGAUAAAUGCAAGAACAUAUUGGCUUCAAACUGGCAAGGCCACCUUAAUACCAUUAAAGCUGACGCCAAAGGAAGUAAGGAGGAUAUUUACACAUCAAAGGUUAAAUACAUACUCAGAAGAGGGAAGCCAUACAUUUGGGUGCCUGAAAAGGAUUUGCAUAAUGUGAACACAAUCAUCGAUGAGCGUGGUUCAUUUGCUGUGUCCAGUCCCAUCCCAGGACCACUGACAAGCUUACUUGGAUCGAUGAAAAAGCUACCAGCUCGGGUUGCUCUGACUGGGGAUGUAGAGCCUCUUAAAGAUGGAAAGGCUCAGUCUGCAGCAGAAAGCCUUAGAGAAGUCUUAUUAUCUGAACAAAAAGCAAUUAGUCAGUGCAGCUAUACAGUUUCUGGUGUAUUAAGUUCGUCUAAUCUUAGUUAUGCAUCUCGACGUGAAAGCCUUAAGGAGUUACUGGAAGGGGAUGAAAAAUAUGUGGUUUAUAAAUUUAAUUUCAGAUCCUCCAUGUUUAUUGAUGGCAAUGGAGGCACUUAUGAAGUUGAUUUCGAAGACAUAAAAGCGUCUAAAGCAGAUCCACUAGCACCUUUUUCUGCAAUGCUAAUUGACGGGAUUAAUCAAAGUGGAGCAAGGCGUAGAGCGUUGAUGCUGUUUUGUUUCAUAUAUUUGAAUGCAAAUGCAAGGGAUGCAUACAUGCUCUCCAUUGAUCGCAAGGGAUUUAGUGUGCUGGGGAAGGUCCCCAGUCCAGUAUUGAAGGAUGGCUUUAGCCAGUCCCAAUGGAAAGAGUUCAGGUUCACGUUGAAGGAAGAGGCAAACGAUGUUGAAACUUUCUGCCGUCAACUUGUGGAAAUGGAAGAGGAGACCGUCAAAAAAGUAUCAAGCUACAGCGGUCUACAAUAAGGUGUAUGAUAGAUCUUAUCUAAGCAAUGUUCCCGCCACAUCUUUAUAUUCAUUUGUUAUUUUCUUUUGGUUCUUAGAGAAAAUUGUAUCAACGAAUGUUAUAUGGUUUUUACCGAAACUAUGGUUGAUUAUAUUACGCAGUUUCAUUUCAUCGGCCAAGGCCAAAAUUAGGUGGCAUCGACUGCCGUGCGAAAAUGGGCACAAUUUGUACCAUGCAAGGUUGUAUCUUGUUGACCUCGGCAUUCUUCUGCUCCUUCCAUUGCGUCCUUUUUCCAUGUGAACUUUUUUCUGAAGAAAGAUGAUCUGAUUUUGUUUUUGUAA